GCGGCGGUUCAGUGCUAGCUCAGCCGGGUGACAAUAGACAGCGCGGAGUUGUUUUUUCCCGCGCGUGCGAUCGUCCUCGAAAUCUUGAACUCUCGGACGGUCAGAUCCCCAUCAGUGUUGAUUGAUUUUAAAACUGACGUUUUUUUGCUUUGUUUUGCUCGGAAAUACAAUCCCCUUCGAGGUGACCACCGAAAAAUUACCGCCUUCAGGUUGAUCUAAGCAAGCGCGUCUCAAUUUAUCCACCAUCAUCGGAUCGUGGGUGCCUUCAAUUUUUGAUCCAAGUGACCUUAGCGGGCGGUUUAAGUGUAGAUAAGCACUACGCGUCAUACGCGAGCACGGCCUACUGCGAGUGAUGAACAAAUUGCGCGGCGUACGUGUCGCGAUUACGACGCGCUCCAGCGUGUAACGACCGGAACGGGUGCGCGCGAAAGUGAUUUUUGUAUUAGGAAAGAUUUCGAAUCCAGAGCACAGCGGACAGCAUCCAUUUUUCCUACACAAGUCGUGAACCAAGCGGGAAAAUGAUGCGUCCGGGCGGUGCUGAUCUACAACAAGAAGUGCACCAACAACGAGUAGCCCGACGGUAGCGAUCAGGUUACCGGCAAUUAACAGUGAUCGCGUGGAGCCUGUUAGCAAAAUGUCCGACAUGUCACUCUUGGCCGUACAUCAUUAGACGCAGCGUGGUCGCCCCGAGCGAUUCCAAGAUAUUCAGAGAAAUAUAGCUAUAUUUACAAAUAGUCAAUUAAGCUGCUGAAAAUGCACCAAGUGUAACGCGACGCGAGUGCAACCUGUGCUCCGAAAAAGUGCCCCCGAAAGCCAAGUAACCGAAUAGCUGAAGUCGUAAAAAAUACAGGGAAGUUGAGCCACAAUGGAAUCAACCAGCAGCAGAACCUGCAGCGUCAUGCUGAGGAGGAGGAGGACACCCGAAGUACACCUGAGCCGCUUCUCGAUCGUCCUGAUAGUGUUAGUUAGCUGCUGCUUAGAUAGAAUCUUCGGUUGGACGCCAGAUGUCCUGACCAAGUCAUACAUUACAUACGAUAACACGAUACCAGCCUUUUUCGGCAACAGUACUGAUUACUUUAAGUUGCUGGACCAGGACGAGGGUUCGAUCCUGAUCGGGGCCCGUAAUGCCCUGUACAACAUCAGCCUCGAUCGGUUGAUCGAGAACCCGAAUCAACGGGUCAUGUGGACUUCUUCGGACGCGCACCGGGAGCUGUGCACGCUCAAGGGUAAACUUGAUCAAGACUGCCAGAACUACAUCCGAGUGUACGCUCGGGUCGGCGCUAAUCGAGUUAUGCUCUGCGGAACCAACUCGUACAAGCCGCUUUGCCGGUACUACAACGUACUGCCGAGCGAUGGAUCGAUUGUGUACGAUAACAAUGAAAUGGAAGCUCUAGGACGGUGUCCCUACAAUCCGCUCCAUAACAGCACUUAUGUGUUUACUGACGGUCAUCUGUACUCGGCAACGGUGGCUGAUUUCUCCGGUGCGGAUCCCCUGAUCUACCGGGAACCUCAGCGAACGGAGCAGUACGACAGCAAGCAGCUGAAUCAGCCGGCCUUUGUGAGUGCCGUCGAGCACAACGGAUACGUGCUGUUCUUCUUCCGGGAGAUUGCCGUCGAGUACAUGAACUGUGGCAAAGCGAUCUACUCGCGCGUGAGCCGAGUUUGCAAAAACGACAAGGGUGGACCGCACCCGCUGAACGAUCGCUGGACCUCGUUUGUGAAGGCUCGCCUUAACUGUUCAAUUCCCGGCGAAUAUCCGUUUUAUUUUGACGAAAUCCAAUCCACCACAAAAACGAUCGAGGGAUUGUACGGUGGCGUUCGGAAUCAGAUCAUUUACGCGAUCAUGACGACUCCGGACAACGCCAUCGGAGGGUCGGCAGUUUGCGCCUUUUCCAUCCAGGACAUCCUGGACACCUUCGAGGGUCCGUUUAAAUCGCAGCGUGACAUGCACUCCAACUGGAUGCAGGUGCCGCAGAGCCAGGUUCCGGAACCGCGGCCCGGUAAGUGCGUCGACGACAGUCGAACACUGCCAAAAGCAUCGGUAAACUUUGUUAAGAUGAACACCCUGAUGGACAUGUCCGUGCAGUCGCUGCACUCGCGGCCUCUCUUCACCCGGGUUAGUCUGCUGUACCGCCUGUCGGCGAUCACCGUCGAUCCUCAGGUGGAAGCUCUUGAUGGUACCACAUACGAUGUGGUGUUUGUCGGAACCAACGACGGAAAGGUGAUCAAGUUCGUAAACGUGUUGUCGUCGAACACGACGGAAGAAGUCAAGACGGUCAUUCUCAGUGAAACUCAAGCGUUUCCGGUGGGAACAAAGGUCAACGAAAUUACAAUUUCGAAAAAGAAUAAGAAACUGAUUGUGAUCAGCAACGGAAAGAUCAUUUCACUUCCGCUCAGCAAUUGCAACGAGCACGAGUUUAAAUCUUGCCGGAAGUGUCUGGAACUUCAAGAUCCGUACUGUGCCUGGGACGAUGUGAACCGGGAGUGCCGUACGGUGGGAGAGGUUACUGGCAGUUCGGACAAGUUGUUUCAGCGAUUGGACGGAAGCAACGUGAACGAUAUCUGCAAAAAGUACGACCAGCGGGACCAGCGCCAGCACAAGGUCGAAGAUAACGACCUGUACACACGGGUUGAUGGGUCCGGCUCGGCGGAGAAGGAGAAAACCAGCAGCGAGCCCAAGAACGUGGUGAUUAUCCAAUCGACGCGGGGAACGGUUUCGUCGGUUGGCCCGAUCGACAUUGAUAACGAGAUUUCGAUGACUUCGAUCGAGGGCAACGAUCUGACGAACAAGAUCGGAUCGCACCAGUAUCACCAUAAGACAGAUCCCCUCGUCAAGGACGACAUCUCCGUGGCUUCGCUUGGUUGGAAGCUCUACAUCAUUAUUAUGGUGUCUUCGAUAAUAGUUGGCAUGAUCCUGGGCUACUUUAUCACGCAACACGUAAUGAAAAAGCAGUCAUUUCAUGGCAAAGAGCACCGAAAUCAGCUGAACUGGCAUCACGCGAAAAACUUGAGCAUGCUUUCACAGAACAGAACCAGCGGAAAGGACGUAAAUCUGCUGAUGAACACCACGAAUCAGUACGCUACUCAGCAGCAAGCGAUCGUGCAGCAACUGCAACAGCACCAUCAGAACAACAUGAAGGACAACAUCGACUUCGACUAGGAUCGAAGCGUCGAGUGUAAAAACUCAACGGAGAACCUGGAGAAGGACAUCAGCAAAGGCAUGGGGACGCUGCAGAAGACUCGUCAGUUGAAGACGUUCAAGCCUUAGAAGAAGAUUGUGAAUAAAACAGGUUGGUGUGAAAGAGUAAAAAUGUGAACUAAACGGAGUGUGAUUUGCUGCACGCGCGUGCGUGAAUGAUUGCCACGAGUGUCACAGUAUGCACGGAGGGAAAAAAAGCAACUACAGUCGAAUGAUAUUUGUAGCAAAACGUUCCGCGAUAGACUGCGUGCCUAGCACAACCCCAGCCCCGAAAUGCCUGCCUAUCCGCGCUUAUCUACUGAAAUUAGUUAAAACGAGGCCUUAACAAUGAAAAACCCAAACAUGUGCCCAUUUCAGACUGGUCGAAAAUCCGCGGUUAGAGAAGCUCAAGCCAUGGCUUGCUUCGACCUCAGACUUAUUUUUAACUACAAAUAAAAAACACAGAAACCCGAUCAAGUCGACGCCUUUCACGAAGCAAGUAAUACAUUUUACACAGACUAGAGAAUACGGCUUAACAAACGAACAAAACUUUCCAGUAGCGAGAAGCGAAUCAACAAUAUAUUUACAACACGGUGCAGCAACAGUGGUGCCAACUUUUUCAAACAAAAAAAAGCGCUUCGUUCUUCCACGCUUGUGAAGUGCGAGCCAAGCUCGCGGUUGCCUUUAUAGUAAAAACAAAAAAAAAAUAACUCAUCCGGAAGCGGAAAAUUUGGCACCACUUGUGUGCACGCACUUUGGCAUCCUUCAUUACAUUAAUGACUUAGCGAUUAGUUCGUACAUUUUAAAGAAAAAAAGAAUCCGCCGCACCCACGCGUACGAACAGAAACGAACAUUCGAUGCAAGGCGCAUAUCUUAUUCAUAUUCGAUCACAGAAUUUUUUGUUUUAGUUCGUUACAAUUGCUCAAGAAUCUCAAGCGAAAAUACUCUGCGAAAUGUAUUUUAAACAGCGAAACAGAAGGCAAUUAUAUUUUCCAGUUAGGUAUUUUUAGUUCAUAAUUGACCCACCUUUUCCAGACAACAAAUCGAGCGAACAAACGAAAGCAAUAUAUGCUGGAUCAGUAUGAACAAAACAAAAACAGCGUCCAUCCAAUUAGCAAUUGUAUGAUUUAUCUUCUUUGUUACUUGACGUACUCAUUUCCCGAGCUCAUAUCAUUUCAACCAGAUUUAGGCUAUGUCACAGUAAAGAGCAUGUGAGGACAGAUUUUUAACAUAUUUAUGCUUAGUUUAAUGAACAAAAAUGUGAUAUUCUUGAGUAUUUUUGUAUUAUUUUAGAAAACUCUAGCAAUUUAUAGGUUAGCGGUUAGAUAGACAUUAGUGCAAGCAAGAAUGAUCGACAUUAGAUUUUACGCAUUAUGUUCGCUGUAAGAGCGGUUUUGUCACGAAUUUUAAUCUAAGCAAAUUUAGUUGGCAAAUAGACAAAUUAUUUUCUAAAUUUAUCUGAUUGUGUAAAAUUUGGAAACGCGCAGGUGAAGAUUUAAAUUCUGCGCAAAAAGCAGUAUGUUUCACGUUUUAGGUUAACUUAACGUAUAAAAUGACGUAACUAUGGAUAUGUAAAAUUGUUAUGAUUGUAAAUAUAUGGAUACAAAAAUUUACAUAAUAAACAUUUUAAAAGUUA
This is a messenger RNA of Culex quinquefasciatus (southern house mosquito), 4814 nucleotides long. RefSeq names its product semaphorin-1A. Gene Ontology annotation, biological process: negative chemotaxis; positive regulation of cell migration; negative regulation of axon extension involved in axon guidance. The record is from RefSeq and is a predicted model, not a curated record. NCBI's taxonomy places the organism in Eukaryota, Metazoa, Arthropoda, Insecta, Diptera, Culicidae. Gene Ontology annotation, molecular function: chemorepellent activity; semaphorin receptor binding.